This is a messenger RNA of Lathyrus oleraceus (garden pea), 3346 nucleotides long. Its product is annotated as lysM domain receptor-like kinase 3. Gene Ontology annotation, biological process: innate immune response; protein phosphorylation. The transcript has 13 exons. NCBI's taxonomy places the organism in Eukaryota, Viridiplantae, Streptophyta, Magnoliopsida, Fabales, Fabaceae. The record is from RefSeq and is a predicted model, not a curated record. Gene Ontology annotation, molecular function: ATP binding; transmembrane receptor protein kinase activity. Bases 1256 to 3118 code for a protein of 620 amino acids.
UUUGAUUUAUUAUAUUUUUCUUUUGGACUAUUUUUGAAGCUUGGAUUUUAUAAUUAAAAGUUAAAAAUUAGAAAGAAAAAAAGUUUUCAUCCUGGUUGAACAUCAUCAUCGUCAUCUUGCUUCCAAUGUUUUGUAGAGUCCUUGGCAAAAAUCUCAACCACAUUCCACAUGAUUUUAGCAUUCCCAUCAAAACCCACCAACAUGAUCUCUAUCUCAAAAAUUCGAAAUUUUCAAUAACCCUCAUCACUCUACAUGUCUUAUAUCUAUCUUUACUACUCACUCCACACACAAUCACAUCAACCAUAUUCGUUCCUUCUUCUACACAAUCUCACAUCCCAUUAUUUUCUUUCUUCAAAUGAUUCACUACCUUCUUCCAUAUGGUUUCACUCUUAUAUGAAGAAAUGGUGCUGUUGAAUUGGCCUUGAAGGUGUUCGAUGAAAUGCCUAGUAGGUAGGGAUACUUUUACUUGGACGGCUGCAAGAAAGAUUUUAACUUUUAAUCGGUAAAAUCCAAACUUACACAUAGACUGCUUAGAAAAAGGUUCUCACUUUUGAAAUUGGAAAUAAAGUUAAGAGGCCAAAAUGAAUAUUUUAAAAAAUGGGCAGCUUAAAUAUCAGGAUUGUGAAAAUUGAGGACCAAAAAUGCAUUUUAACCAAUAAUUAAUGUCAACCAUAGAAAAAAUAACCGAGUCUAUAUCAAAAAAAAGUAUUAAAAACAUUUUUUUCUGUAAUUGACAUGCUAAAAUCAAACAACUUUUUUUUUGGGCAAUAAAAUCAAACAACUUUUACAUAGACUGAAAGUGAAAACUUAGAUACAAAGUAUCCUUAGAGUAAUCUUUAGUCUUUACAUAUACUUUUUUUUAAUACACUAGGAACAUCCAUUCAUUGACAUUUUGAGUACAUGAAUGAAUUAAUGACAUGUCAACUCUUAUUGUAGCCAACAGUUACUAUGUUCCCUCCACAUUCUUUUUCAAACAGUCAAACGUAUCCAAUCAUGCAUGUCUGUUCUGAUCACAUAUAAGAGCAGAAAUGUGUGCAUAAAAAAUUGAUAGUUGAAUUAGACUCAUUUUCCAUAUAAAAAAAUAUCAACAGUGUCUAUUGAAUAGAAAAGCUAGGAAGUGUGACAUUAUUUUCAAGAAAUGAAUUUUGUACUACAUAUUAAUCAUUCGUUGCUGAUUUGAGUUAAUUUCUUUUUCUGCUUCUUGCUUUCCUUCGGCAGCCAUUUUGUGAUUUUUUCUCUUUCCCUUAUUGAUUCAAUGAAACUCAAAAAUGGGUUACUGCUGUUCUUUAUGUUUCUGGAUUGUAUUUUUUUCAAAGUGGAAUCCAAGUGUGUAAUAGGGUGUGAUAUAGCUUUAGCUUCCUACUAUGUAAUGCCUUUAGUUCAACUCUCCAAUAUAACAACCUUUAUGCAAUCAAAGCUUGUUACCAAUUCUUUUGAGGUUAUAGUAAGGUACAACAGAGACAUUGUGUUCAGUAAUGAUAAUCUUUUUUCCUAUUUUAGAGUCAACAUUCCAUUCCCAUGUGAAUGUAUUGGAGGUGAAUUUCUUGGGCAUGUGUUUGAAUACACUGCAAAUGAAGGCGAUACUUAUGAUUUAAUUGCAAAUACCUAUUAUGCAAGCUUAACAACUGUUGAGGUUUUGAAAAAGUACAACAGCUAUGAUCCAAAUCAUAUACCUGUCAAAGCUAAGGUUAAUGUCACUGUUAAUUGUUCUUGUGGGAACAGCCAGAUUUCAAAAGACUAUGGGCUAUUUAUCACCUAUCCACUUAGGCCUAGGGAUACUCUUGAGAAGAUUGCAAGACAUUCUAAUCUUGAUGAAGGAGUAAUACAAAGUUACAAUUUGGGUGUCAAUUUCAGCAAAGGCAGCGGGGUAGUGUUCUUUCCCGGAAGAGAUAAAAAUGGAGAAUAUGUUCCUUUAUAUCCUAGAACAGCAGGUCUUGGUAAGGGUGCAGCUGCUGGUAUAUCUAUAGCUGGAAUAUUUGCGCUUCUGUUAUUUGUUAUCUGCAUAUAUAUCAAAUACUUCCAAAAGAAGGAAGAAGAGAAAACUAAACUGCCACAAGUUUCUACGGCGCUUUCAGCUCAAGAUGGUAAUGCCUCGGGUAGUGGAGAGUACGAAACUUCGGGAUCCAGUGGGCAUGGUACCGGUAGUACUGCUGGCCUUACAGGAAUUAUGGUGGCAAAGUCAACUGAGUUUUCAUAUCAAGAACUAGCCAAGGCUACAAAUAACUUCAGCUUAGAUAAUAAAAUUGGUCAAGGUGGAUUUGGAGCUGUCUAUUAUGCAGUACUCAGAGGCGAGAAAACAGCAAUUAAGAAGAUGGAUGUACAAGCGUCAACAGAAUUCCUUUGCGAGUUGCAAGUCUUAACACAUGUUCAUCACUUGAAUCUGGUGAGGUUGAUUGGAUAUUGUGUUGAGGGAUCACUUUUCCUUGUAUAUGAACAUAUUGACAAUGGAAACUUGGGUCAAUAUUUGCACGGUAUAGAUAAAGCGCCAUUACCAUGGUCAAGUAGGGUGCAAAUUGCUCUAGAUUCCGCAAGAGGCCUUGAAUACAUUCAUGAACACACUGUACCUGUGUAUAUCCAUCGUGAUGUAAAAUCAGCGAAUAUAUUAAUAGACAAAAACUUGCACGGAAAGGUUGCAGAUUUUGGCUUGACCAAACUUAUUGAAGUUGGAAACUCCACACUUCACACUCGUCUAGUGGGAACAUUUGGAUACAUGCCACCAGAAUAUGCUCAAUAUGGCGAUGUUUCUCCAAAAAUAGAUGUAUAUGCUUUUGGAGUUGUUCUUUAUGAGCUUAUUUCUGCAAAGAAUGCUAUUCUGAAGACAGGUGAAUCUGCUGUCGAAUCAAAGGGUCUUGUAGCAUUGUUUGAAGAAGCACUUAAUCAGAUCGAUCCUUUAGAAGCUCUUCGCAAAUUGGUGGAUCCUAGGCUUAAAGAAAACUAUCCAAUUGAUUCUGUUUUAAAGAUGGCUCAACUUGGGAGAGCAUGUACAAGAGACAAUCCACUACUACGCCCAAGUAUGAGAUCUUUAGUCGUUGCUCUUAUGACACUCUUAUCACAUACUGAUGAUGAUGACACUUUCUAUGAAAAUCAAUCUCUCACAAAUCUAUUAUCAGUGAGAUGAAGGCUUUGUGUGCCAAAUUGAAUGAUGUUUGUGAAAACUUUUAGAAGCAUACAGCAAAAUGUUUGUACUCUGAACAUAAUAUUGAGGUUAGGAAGUUUUGAUCUUGUGUUCAAAUUUUAUUUCCCAAAAUAGUCAAAAAGUCCUAGAUCCAAAGAAGACAUCCUGUAAUUAUUUUUAGUGACGCUGUAACACUAAAGUACAGUUUAUAUAUAACAUUUUAAAAAGGAA